Messenger RNA from Camponotus floridanus (Florida carpenter ant), 3493 nucleotides. Its product is annotated as protein lozenge. Gene Ontology annotation, cellular component: nucleus. Lineage: Eukaryota; Metazoa; Arthropoda; Insecta; Hymenoptera; Formicidae. Gene Ontology annotation, biological process: regulation of DNA-templated transcription. The transcript has 7 exons. The record is from RefSeq and is a predicted model, not a curated record. Gene Ontology annotation, molecular function: DNA-binding transcription factor activity, RNA polymerase II-specific; ATP binding; RNA polymerase II cis-regulatory region sequence-specific DNA binding. Bases 1264 to 2823 code for a protein of 519 amino acids.
GACCGUUGUGGGAAAUCACACGAUAACGUCGAGAAUUCGUCGUCGGUAUUUUGCCUCUUAUCGUCGCGGGAGAUGGCCUGAACGGCGCCUGAUAGUCGCCGUUUCAAAAUUUCGACGAUGCAUCUUGGAAAAUGUGAGCUGGCACAUGCUGACGUACAUGGGAAAUCCCACGAAUUUAUUUAUUCGCGAUGCGUCUCAUAUCUGCCGGUUCAUAAGGUUGGCGAACACGACACAUCUCUCUUUCUUACGAAGUAACGGGGUCGACCGGACGGCGGAAGGAAUGCCAUCGUCGUCGACGACGAUGACGACGAGAUGCACCACCACCUUCAGUGAUGACGAGCUCGAAAAGUGGAACGGGGGAGGAAGGGAGGGACGGCAGCGUGUUGCGCGCGUGGUGGGAGCGGAGGAGAGAGCGUAGCCCGUUUCUGCCGUCGAGGGGCGUCAGUUCGGUGGCGUAAGCGGAGGCGGGGGUCCAGAAUCAUCGGGGCUUAGGCCGUCCCGGGACCGCUUACGCGCCGAACACGCGGUCCGCGCGGCAUUACGUCGCGCACCGCCGACCGCGACUGACGUUUGAUGCCGGAGUUGAUCGUCGCCCCACCGAUUGUCGACUGCGAUCAUGACGCGGCCUGCCGCGGUUGAAGGAAACGUCAGUGGGUGUUAUGUAGGAAAAGUGCGCCGUUUACCCGAGUGUAACGCCGCGUGACGUUAAUAUCGGAUUCGUGGAAUCGACGUCUGGACCUGUCGUCACAUUGGCAACAACCUGUCGGAUUAGAAAUCGCGAUCAAAUGAUAUAGUGCCGCAGGCAAUUGAGUGUUCCGAGAAAGAGAGAGAGGGAGAUUGGAACACGCGGUGACAACUAUUAACCGAUCGUUGAAUAAACUACUGAUAGACAGUGACAAAUGUACUUUAAAUCGCCGGACUCUCUACGGUCACGCGUCGCGUAAGAAAGUGCAACGGUACAUCGCGAGAAAACAGCUGCCGCGUCGGAUCAUGAGACAAAACCGGAAUCGGUGAUUCCGCGGUAUCGAGAUUCCCGUCUGUAACUAUGACGAUCUUGCGAUCGAUGAUGAGAAUCGAUGCAAUCGUCGAGGAAGAACUGAUUGGUUACGUACGGCGUGAAACGCGCCGGGGAUACGUUUGCCGGGCAGGCUGGUAGCGUGGGACGCGAAGUCGCCUUCGUCGGCGAAAAUUGUAAGUGAAAUCACGACGUCCCAGCCGGGGAUUACGUCCUUGAGCGACGUGGGGCGGCUACUGGCCGAUGGGAUGCAUCUACCGGUGGGUUCCGUGGGCUGCGGGGAGAAUUACGGCACCGUUGGAUCCCACGAAGGCGCCGGCCCGUGCGGUCCCUCCCUGGCGCCGCUGCAAGGUGUAAACAGCAGGUACCACCAGGUAGACGACGCCGACGUCGGAGGUGGAGGCGGCGAGAUGAGCGAGAGUGCCGCCGUCGGCGAGCUAUGGUGGACCGAAAGACUCGUCGGCGAAGCGCAGGCCGAACAUCCUGGAGAACUGGUCAGGACAGGAUCACCGUACUUUUUAUGCAGUCAACUGCCAACGCAUUGGCGAUCCAACAAGACACUUCCAGUGGCGUUCAAAGUAGUUGCUCUUGGCGAAGUUGGCGACGGGACUCUGGUGACGGUCCGUGCGGGCAAUGACGAGAACUGUUGCGCGGAACUGCGAAACUCCACCGCGUUGAUGAAGAAUCAAGUCGCCAAGUUCAAUGACCUCAGAUUUGUCGGUAGAAGCGGUAGAGGAAAGAGUUUCAGCAUCACCAUUACCGUGUCGACAACGCCGCCCCAAGUGGCGACCUACACGAGGGCGAUUAAAGUAACAGUCGAUGGACCACGGGAGCCGCGAUCGAAAACGAGACAACAACAUCAGCAAUUCCGUGCGCUCGGCCUAGGACAAAGACCUUUCCUCGACGCGCCGACCUCGUUCAGGUCUCAUCUGCGAGAGCUCGAAUCUUUCGGGAGGAAUAAGCAUCACCAUCAUCACAGUAGCAGUCACUUACACGACCAGCAGACCGGCAACAAUGUCACCGCGAAUUCGGUUAGCGGUGCCUGCACCAACCCCAACAACACCGACCCGACCACAUCGCCGGCUUCCAGUACACACCUCGGGGCUACCGGCGGCUCCUCUGCUCAUCAGGAUUGCUACAAACGCAGUCCUCAACACGGCGAUACGGGCGUAGGUACCACGGAAUGGACUUAUCCACCCACAGCGCCGUCUUAUCCGGCUCCUCCAGUCAGCAGCAGCGGGUCCUAUUCCCCUUUGCCAGGCGGUGCGUUUUCGUAUCCAGGAGAAUCACUGUCGCAUCACCCGACGACGGAACCGGUACCGUUGCCAACGGUGCUUUCCUCGGAAAAUCAACAGGAUACCUACACGCCGAACUGCGUGCCCAUGUACUCGGGACACGGCACUUCGCCGACCACCUCGUUGCCGCUGGUGCCGACCAGGCCCAGCGACCCUGACAUCUUCGCCGGCGGUGGUACGGGCAAUGCGGGCAGUCCGGGUUAUCACUACGGUUCCUGGACACCUGGCCCGGCGACCCCGGUCCCGGUGGCCUCCCACAAUUACAAUCCCAAUUAUCAAGGUUACUAUAACAAUCCAAGUCAGAAUUACAUCACAGGUCCGACACCUAUGGUCCUCUAUCCUCAGCUCUACAGCACCGUCAAUCAGAAUCAGAUUCAUUUACAUCUGCAUGGCGAUCUGAGCGAGGAACAGGUCACCAUAGCUGGUGGCAAUCUCACCAUCAGUAGCAUCCGAGAGAUCGGCGUGCUCGGGGAAGAGAGCGAACAGAGGAACGAUGUAUGGAGACCAUAUUAAGAGAAGAGGUAUCUCUACUAACAUGAUUAUAUGAAAUCGCCGGCGACUUUAUCGUGCGUGAGUUUUUAUGCGAGUUUAUUGAUUAUGGCAAUAUAUAAUCUCUGGUUAGUGCAGUGACGACAUAUAAAUAUCGACGAACAAAGAUAGCAGAACAUACGUCAAUACAUUCUGGCAGGAAAAUGUGCGUGAGACAUUUCGUCAUUUGCUGUAUAUGAGACAGCCAAUUCUCUCAAACAUUCGUAAUCAUCCGCGCGAAUUAUUGCAAUUGUGUGAGAACUCUGUUGAAGUAAGCGAUAUCCGGUGUUUCGUAAUAGUGAUGAAAGUGAAAAUUAUUGACUCGUUCACGUGUCGAGUAUGUGAGAUAAAGUAAAGAAACUUUGGUUAAAAAAAUAUGCACCAUUUAUGAAAAAUCAACGAGCAGAUCGGAUAGAUCUCAUUAAUCGAAACAUGAGACUAAUCAGUGACUGAAUAAUUAUCACCUUAUUCGCUCGUUUUCGAUAUAAAAUCGAGUCGUGAGAAUGCUGUUUGAUUCUUGACGUUAGUCAAACGCUGUAACGCUUGUAAAUACACAAAUAUUUUCAGAAAUGAAAUAAAGUCUUGCCCGACAGGUUCCUAAAUCCUUUCACUUAAGGUUUUACAAAGAAAUUUCACGUCGAUAUCAAAGCUAAGG